Molecule: messenger RNA, 9832 nt
Organism: Biomphalaria glabrata
Lineage: Eukaryota; Metazoa; Mollusca; Gastropoda; Planorbidae
Exons: 12
Coding region: 625-4263 (1212 amino acids)
Biological process (GO): regulation of transcription by RNA polymerase II
Cellular component (GO): transcription regulator complex; nucleus; PcG protein complex
Molecular function (GO): RNA polymerase II cis-regulatory region sequence-specific DNA binding; DNA-binding transcription activator activity, RNA polymerase II-specific
Source: RefSeq, a predicted model, not a curated record
AGACGUUCUUUUUUUAGUCUCCUGCUUCUCUCUUCCUCAAGCUGAAUAGUUUUUUUUCCCCCGGAUUUUUUUUUUAGCGAGACCUUUUUCUCAUUCUCUCGCUCUCUCUUCUGGCUCUUCUAGUAGUAGUAGGGUUUUAUUUCUUUCUCGUUCUUUGUUUAUUUUGGUCCGUUCGUUUGGCCUGUUCUUUCAUUUUUUUUCCCCUCCCUUUUUUUUUCUUCUUCACAUCUUAUACUUCUUUUAACGGGGCUGAUUUUUUAACGUGUUUAGGCUAAAUAGAUUAUUCAAAAAUAAGUGGAGAUUAAUUUUUUUUCUUCGCGUUUUGUAUGUCACAGUUUUAUUGGCCAGGAUUUCCUUACAAGUGUGCCAAGAUAUAAAAAAUGUGAUUUGAUUGAGUCUUUUAUUUCAUUCACAAGUGCUCAGUUCUGGAAAUCGGUGACUUUCAAUGUUAUUUGAAGUUAUCGAUUAAUAUGGAGUACAUUAUUCAUACUCAUCGUUUGGACACAGUGACCUCACAAAAUGGAAGUUGAUUCACGGGCAACAUUCAGUUGGCACUAGUCAUGGAUUGGACUCUGAUAUCAUGAAAUAAAAGAUGAGCAAAACACAUCAAGUAUUGCUCACCAAAUGCCACCUCAGAACCUUAGCACACCAACUCAACAACAGCAACAUCCAGAACACCAUCAGAUGAGCCAGUCUUUGGUAGAGCAGCAUACAGUGGUCAGUAUGACCGACCAGCACUCGGCCCUGGAGCACGCUCACAGUAUGGCGGAGCAUGCUGCUCACAGCAUGCUCGAUCUCAGCGAAACGGGCAGCUCUUUAGAGCACCUCGCCGGCGGUGGUCACUCUUCACAGUCAUUGGUGGAUCUGACCACGGGACGUAACCCUGAUCAAACUAUAGAUUCAGUGUCGGCGAACGGGAGAAGGCAGAACCAGAUGCACGAUAGGAUAGGAUUAAACGAAGGAGGAAGAGACCUCGGGUCUCUAGGAGGAGGAAACCGGCCCCUCUCUGGGUUAGGGGGAGGCUCCUUGUCAGACAGGCAGAACCAGCCGAUGAGAAACAUGACACCCGUCGGGGGUGACAGUCGGGGUGUUCAUGGCGGUGGAAUGGGAAAUUCAUUAUCGUCAGAUGGACAUGGAAGUGUUGGGCUAGCUGGGAACGGCAAUGGUUUGCCUGAUCAGGGUGGUUUCAAUCCUGAGCAGUCUCAAAACUUGUUAGAUUCCAUGUCUUCUCGAGGCCGACCGCCUUCCAUGGGCGGAGGUCAGCAUAAUUUAGGGACAGUGGAUCAGCAGCAGCACGGCGCCCAGCAGUUGCCUCCACACAUGAGAGGUCUCGCGGAACACCAGUCCCACCAACACCAAAGCUUAGUGGACCAUCACUCCCAACAGCAGAACAUGGACAACAACACAAACAGCCAUAACGGCCGCGGAGGGAUGUAUGGUUUGGACAGUGGCAAUGGCCAGCUUCAUUCGCGGCCGGGCUCCACGCUCUUGUCUGAGGGCAACAACCGCAAUGACGCUCGUGACCUCUCUCGGGGCGUUUACAAUUCGUCGUCAGGUGAUCGGCCCCAGGGCCACCACUCUACGUCACUUAUAGAAGAAACGAUAGCGGCGGUGGCCUCCAACCUCAACAAGUCGCCUGACGGUGGACUAAUGCCGGGACCGCUGCCACCAAACUCGAUGAUGGGCCAUCUUGGCACGUUGGGCUUGAUUCGCGCCAGCAGCACGGGGUCUCAUCUAGGUCACGGCAACGACGAGACCCUCGCAGACCUGGUCGGGAGACACCACCCACACGGGAUACCAAUGUUAUCGGAGCGGGCUAGCCAGUCCCUUUCUGGCCUCAUGGACGACCACUCCAUCGGGGCCUCCUCUUCCGGCCACGGGCCAGGGAGGGAGCUGGAGAAGACUCACCCUUGCCUGACCUGCCUGAAGAUGUUCCGCAGCAAGCAGCAGUUGGCCCAGCAUAGUCUGGUGCACACGGGUGUGCGAAAGCACAUCUGUUCCUUCUGUGACCGGGCCUUUAAACAGCUUUCCCACUUGCAACAGCACGUUCGGAUCCAUACAGGAGAGCGCAAGUAUGUUUGCUCGCUCUGCGAUAAAGGAUUCAAGCAACUUUCCCAUUUACAACAGCACUUCCGCAUACAUACGGACGAACGCAAGUACAUCUGUUCUUGUUGUGAGCGUGGAUUUAAACAGCUUUCACACCUUCAGCAACACUUUCGCAUCCAUACCGGUGAGAGAAAAUAUGUAUGUCAGAUUUGCAACCGUGCAUUUAAACAAAUGACGCAUUUACAACAGCAUCAUAGAAUACACACCGGAGAGCGCAAGUACAUUUGCCAGAUAUGCAAUCGUGCAUUUAAGCAAAUGACUCAUUUGCAGCAACACCAUAUUAUCCACACCGGAGAGCGCAAGUAUAUCUGUCAAGUCUGCAAUCGUGCAUUUAAGCAAAUGACACAUUUGCAGCAACACCAUAGAAUUCACACAGGAGAACGCAAGUACGUAUGCCAGGUAUGCAAUCGAGCUUUUAAGCAAUUGACACAUUUACAGAAGCACCAUGUUAUUCAUACGGGAGAGCGCAAGUAUAUAUGUCAGUGCUGUGACCGUGGUUUCAAACAACUGACCCACUUGCAGCAACACUACAGAAUACAUACUGACGAACGGAAAUACGUAUGCCAGUGCUGCGACCGGGCCUUUCGCCAGCAGUCGCAUCUCAACCAGCACUUCCGCAUACAUACAGGUGAGAAGCCCUACAGGUGUAAGUUUGAAAACUGUGAACGAGCCUUUGCCCAGCUGUCCAAUCUUCAGCAUCACAUGCGAAAUCAUGAUGACCAGGUAAAGAAAGAAGCCACCCGUAUUCACAAAUGUCAGAUUUGUCACAGGUGCUACACGAACGAAAGUAGUCUUAAGUCUCAUACUUUAAAGAUGCAUAUUCAUAUCAAGCCCAUAGACCAGCAUCCUUUACCUACGCCCAAAAAAAGACGAAAGCGCAAAAAUAAAGACCUAUAUGGUGGAGCACCUACGAUGGUUCCAGUAUCCUCAGCAGAUGGCAAUUUCAACAACACAAUGCAGGGUAUGAAGGCAGGUGGUUCUCGCACCCGCAGUCCAACAUCUUCUGAUGAUGAUGAAAUUAUAUUUGUUGGAGAGCAGAUGGGUCCCCCCAGGGUGGAUAAUUUUGGGGGUGCAGGGGGUGCUCUUGGAGGACAAGGGCAGCUGCUCCAGGGACCUGGAGGACGAGGGCAUGAUUUCAGUCACCAAAUUCAGUUUACAGGGAUGGGCAACUUUUCAAGAGGUGCAGAUCCACUGGCACUUCUGGCCUCGGCCAAUAGAUUUACGCUGCAGGACAAUAUGAUGUCUAGUCUCGGUGGCCCUCUGAAUUCCUUCUCAGAUCAGCUGGCAUUCAGAGAUGCAGCUCUUCUCAACAGCCGCUUUGGUGAUCUCAGGGGAGUCUCUCAAGGCUCCAGUUUUGAUGACCGCUUCUCAGCUGGCACCUUCAACCCACAGCAGCCUCAGCAGCAGCAACAGCAGCGAGACCGAGACAACUUUGGAAAUCAUGGUGACAUAAACAAUCGGGGUGGGACCGGUGGUAACAACAAUGGAGAUAACAACAUGCAACCACAGAAUGGUAAUACCAAUGAGAACAGGAAUCAGAUUCCAGCACACAACCAAGGAAUGCUUCGGGGUGCAGGAAUGGGUGGAUUGAGUGGAAGCAUUCAAGGAAUGAUGCAUGGAGCUGGCCAGGGAGGACUGAGUAAUCUAAUGAAACAGAUUAAACAGGAGCCUUUGGAUUAUUUCCCUUCAUCCUGCCAAGGAGGAGAUCAGUUUGCUGCCAUGGGUGUAAACAGUGGGGGAGGCUUUCUGUCCCCCCAACACAUUAUCAACUCCCACCUGCGUGGCCAGUUGCCUUCACUGAAUGUACCCCUCAUAAGGGACCAUUUUACACAUAACCAAAUGUUGCCCCACUCAACAUCGUCAGUAUCUUCUUCAACAUCUGCUAUUAACGUGGUCUCUUCCUCUGCAUCAUCUACUCUUUCCAGUACUCCUGCCUCACUGACAUCUCUCCCCCUGCCCCUCAGCCAUAUGGGCCUGUAUCAUCAAUCCCACUUCACUUCUCAAAGGAUGGGAGGUCUCCACCCUUCCCCUGCUUCAACACCUUCAAGCCAGAUGUCAGUCGGCGCUGCUAACCUGCCCAGCAAUCUUAGCACUCAAGGUGGACGUUCACCGCUUGAGCAGGAAGAUUUACGCUGUUUCUCUCCAAUUCGUAACUGAACAGCUUUUUUGUGGUAUCAUUUUUGUGUAGAACUAACAGAAUGGAGUAAAAAAACAAACAAACAUGUUAAUCAGUGGCUAGUUCUUAUUUUGGACUGUGUCCAUGUUAUAUGACUUUAUUGUCACAGUUAACAGCUUCACUGCCCUCCAUUGUGAAUAUCUUUUCAAAGACAUUUCUACAAUGAAAGUUUGUGAAUGAUUUUCAAUUCUUCAGAUACCUUUGUAACUUUUAUGACCAAGAGUAGGAUACCACAUUGAUUAUUCACCUCUAGUCGCUGAUACAUCUUUGCUUCCGCAAGAGUUGAAUAUUUACUUAACUAUGUUUUAUUCAUGAUUUGAUAACCAGAUAUCCUGCCAUACUUUCAGUAACUUCUCAUUCUAUUAAUGUUUAAUUGAAUAUUUGCUUUAAAGAACUAUCUUAUUUGAUUGUAUACAGGCAAUGCAUUAUAUGUAUUGCCAUUUAUGUUUGUGUUCUUCAAGUCUUUUUAUUUGUUUUACUUCUGAGAAGAAACAUUUUUUUUUUAAAUUUAUUAUGCAAAAUUUCUAUUCACAGCUUACACGUAAGGUUAUAAGACUUGACCAAUUAUGACUUGUUUGAAUAACAAAUUGAAACGUUCAAAUAUGUAGAAUGUAGUGAGCUUAAUGGGUAAGAGAGUCUAAAAUACUAAAUAAGCUGUAAAUUUACACAAAAGAAAUGAUUCUAUGAUAAUUUUGAAGAGGGUGUCAUGUGACCAGCAACUAAUGUCAGUUACCUUGAGUUGGGUGGACUUAGUUGCAUCAGAUAUUUAAAAAUCGUAGUGUUCACCAGGAUUUUAACCUGAGACACCUUGGUUCAGAAGCUUUACCAGUUGGCCACCAUGCCUCCUGCACACUAGUAAUGUCAGGCUAAUAUUUACCAGAUUGUUCUGAUCUGUACAAAUGAUUGUUUUAGGACAUUUCCCAGAUAGUAUUAUCUGUCAGAUAAAAUUAAAGCCUGUAGACCUAUUGUCUCUUUAUUAGGCGAUUGAAUAUGAAAUGUAUUGUUCCAAACACUGCACUCUAUUGAACAACAGAAUAAGCACCUAGAUAAGAUAAAAUCGUUUGUCAAAACAUUGGUGAAAAGAUUAAGCAGCUCAUUGGCUUCAUCACAAAGACUAAUGUUUGGUUUUUCUGUCUCAAUUUUUGUAUUUAACAAGCAUAACAGUAAGUUGUUGCUUUUUUUUCCCCUAAGCAUUUAUCUUUGCCCAAUCAAUUCUAAGUUAUAGAACCAUUUCAUAUUUAAGUUGGAACAUAUCAAAAUUGAAUGUAAUCAUUGAAUGUACAUGACCAUAUUAUUAGAUAAAUUUUGUUUUGGGAGAGGAUUGUGAGGUCAGUGAACUUAAUUAUUCUACCAGAAUACAAAGCCCUAUGAUGCUUACUUUAUAAAAUGUUUGUAUUAAUGCCAAAAAAGCUGACACUAUAUUUUAUCACUUAGACUUACUUGUUUAAAAGUUCAAUUAGAAUUGUGACUGAGUUGAACAAAUAGUUUUUAUUUUGUUGACUCCAAAGUAUUUUUAUUGUUUUUUUUUUCAUCAAUAAUUUACUGGUCAUAUUACUAUCGGGGGAAAUGAUAUGUAAAAAAAAUUUUAAGCAAAAUGCUGACUACUCUUGACUAUUUAAUUAAAUCUUAUUCCCAAGUUAUGACCCACAUAUAGAUUGAUUUCUCACAGAAUAGACCUAGAGCUACUGGUAUUUUAAAGUUUGUAUCUUUUAUUUUUUUAAUACUUUAUUCUUAACUUUUGCAAGUACUAAUAGGAAAGUAUUCAAGUAACACUAAUUUGUUAAGUAAUAGUUAUUAAACAAAACCACUGAUUUGUAUAUAAUGUGUUUGGGUCAAUAUGGCUUUAUAACUCAUGUGUAUGGAUUUAACAAGUUUGACCUAUCAGCAAUGUUUAUUUAUACCAUUUCUUCAAGUACCAUUUUUUAAAGAUGAAAAGAUAUUCUGUAGUUGGCAUUACCAGUUGACUAGAACUUAUGUCACAUCUACCAUGUUACCUUUGUACAUUGGUCAUCACUGUUGUGACUUCAUAUCUGUGUGUCUGUGUAUUAGGAAGUUGUUUAUGAGACUGAGUUACAUGAAGAUACUUAGUGAGUCUACAGCCUCAUUUGUUAGGUUGUAAUGUUUUUGUUCAAAUGCUUGUAUAUUGUUGUAAGAAAAAAGUAUCAAUAAUAUAUUUUGUUAUUAUAAAGUACUUGCAUAGCUGCAAUAAAUAACACCUGUACAUUUUAAGAAAAAAGCUCUGGUCCAAAAAUUUUGAUUUAAAAAAAACAAACUUUUUAUAACAUUUGUUAAAUGCAAAAAAAAAAAAAAAUUUAGUAAUGUGUUAAUAUUGAUAUAAAGGAAAUAAAUAUUUGAUAUUUGGAAGGGGGGAUGCGGAUCAGUUUCAUUAAAACCGCCAAACUGGGAUUCACGACAAAUAUUUCUAAUGGUGUGAGCACCAUGUUAUUGAAACACAAGAUUUUUUUUUUUUUACUGUAAACUACAAUUUCAUUCUGUGCUUUGAAAAUAUAAUUUUUGAGGAUAUCUUUUGUGUGUGUGUGUGGUUAAAAAAUAAAAUACUUUGUUAGAAGGAUUUAUAAACUAGUAUUAAGAAAUUCAAAAUUGAUUUUGAUGUAUACUUUUCAAGGUAUUUAAAAAAAAAUUAAUUAAUCUAUUUGGUCUUUUUCUAAUUUGUAGUGUCACAAAAGUAUAAACCUAGCAUUUUACAACAUGUACAAUCAAAAAUAUGAAUUUAAAAUCUGAAAUACAAAUUUGUGAAAAUGAAAUAUAAAAGUAGUGGUGUUGCUAUCAUAGUAGUGAGUGUGCCAAAACCUGUGGAGGCUGGUGAUAGAAUAGGAAAAAACAUGAGCCUAAGUUAAAGUCUUUGCACUUAUCAUCAUUCUUGUCUGGUUAGGACACAGACAUACCAGUGUCUGACAUUGUGUCUGUCAGUUUUGUAUCUCUUGCUUAGCUUGUAUUAUCUGCUAAAUGGGAAUGGAGGCACUGCACUUAAAAUAUUCUUCAAGCUGGGCCCCAACAGUCAUUGCGUCACCACCACAGGGUGUAUAGUAUUUUAAGAGUUGGCAGGCAAAUCUGUUUUCUACCUAUUAGAAAAUAAUAUACAAAGAAAGUUUUUUUUAAAUUUGGAUAACAAUAUACUUUUUUUUACAUAAAACAACAUAAAUAAAUGAUUUCAAUUUUUUGUGUAGAUAUAUUUCAAAACAACCCUAACCAGAUGCAUUCUUGAAUCAUUUUUCUCAGAAACUAAUGCUAUUAUCUAUUUAAACAUUUCAUUCAUAGAAUGCCUCAUCUCUUUAAAUUCAUUUCUAUUUAAGUAAACAGAAAUAGUUUUAUGAAAGCAUAGAACACAUAAAGGGGAUUUAAAAGAACAGUAGUAAUAGUGUCAACCCUAAAGAGAUGAGUCUACUAAUUCUUGAAGGAAGUUAUUGUAAAAACAAAUGCACUUACUGUAAAUGUCUAUACUAAUGAAAUGAAAUUUUGUUUCUAACUCAUGAGGUGCAGCCAUUGAUCGCCAGAGCUCUGUACUUAUUUUCUGAAAUACUUGUGCUCAUGUCAGUUGUUUUGUUUUUGUAGACAAGGCAUAAUUUCAUAACUUUUGUUUUGAAAUUGUCGUUAUAAAUUUUGUACAAAAUUGUAAGCAAAGCUUUAGCUGUGUGCUUUAAGUCUGUCCCCUUCAGGAAACUGAUUCAAGCUAACACAUAUUGUCAUGUUGUGCUUUGUUGUGGACAUGCCACUCAAAGACCUUUAAUGUGUAUAUAAGAUGUUCUGUUAAUUGAAUUGUUUUUUAUUUUUUCAUUCAAAUGAUGUCAUAUUAUCAUGUCAUAUUAUCAUGUCUUAUUGCCAUGUCCACAAAAUGUCACAUUGAAUGUUGUUUGAUUCAAUUUCCUUUAAAUAGAUAUUCUAUUUGCACUCUUGUUAAAAAAAAUUCUUUUUUUUUUUUUUUUGUAGGGCAUGUACAUUUUGAGUACCGGUACUUAUACAGUGGGUUUAGCCGCAUUGUGGAAUUUUAAUUUGUGCAUUUAGUGAAAUCUAUAUUUAACUAAUCUGUUCACUCUAUGAAUGCAGGUUAAUGUGACUAGAUCAUCUAGAGCACUGCUUGGUUGGAAGAGUCACUCAGUAAUAAUCAUUGGAUAUAAGAAAGAUUUCAGUUCUACUGUACUUAUCAGUAGCCUUCAUGUCGUUGACCUUGUAAACUUAAGGACCUUAAGAAACUGUAACGACUAAAAAAGAAAUUCCAUUACAGCCUCCUGUUAGAAUUAGUUCUAUACCACUUGUAGUUUAAUACUCUGGUGAUGCUUGUUAUAACAUUGAUAUAAAACUAUUAUAUACAUAUACAUAUGUAAUAUACAAUAAAUGAUUUCUAUUGUGUUGAGUGUCUGAAAAAAAUUUCUAAGUAUUUAAUGUAAACGACUUACGACUAUUUUGUAAGUUGCAAGUCUGUUUUAUUGUUUAAAUAUGUUACAAUUUUUACAGACAAUAAGGUGAAUUUUACUUAGAGUGUUUAUGAUUUACUAUUAAUAUAUACAAUCUCUCUCAUUGGUAUAUUAAUACUAAAUCUUAAAUGCAUACACAUUUAUAUAAUUAUAAAUAUAUACAUCUAAAGCAAUAAAAUGAUUUAUUAACAAAAAAAAACCCCCAAUCUUCUCUAUGAUGUCCCAGUGCAUUCUGGCUUCAUUGAGACUAGCAUAUUCUUAUGCCAUGUAUGUGAAUUGUUUGCAAUUUUGGGACAAGUACACCAAGCCAUAUUUGUAGACAGGCCAGUGAAGGAUUAGCAUCCAGCACCUCCAGUGACUGGAUAGUUCAUAAAGAUUCUGUUUUUAUCCUAAGAAGUGGGCAACUCUUUUGUCAAGCCAUGAGCUGAGAAACAUUUGUGUGUUUUUUUUAAGUUCAAACUUAUCUUUUUUUUUAAAAAAAAACUACAAAACUUCCAUAUCUAUUUUUUUUUAGUGUAGUCUUAAUUGACAAGCCAUACACAAUAAAUGUCUCCAUAACUAGUGUGUUAGAGAAAAGGAGUUUUUAUAUUUUUUUUUUUUUAGAUUUUAACUUUCUAUUUUUGUUUGUUGGUUCUGUGAUUUUUUUUUAUGUUAAAUUUUUUUGUUUUAGUCAAAGUACAAUAUACAGGGCAUAAUUUAAAGUUUGACUGUAGAUGUACCUAGCCUUCAAUAACUGGCAAAUACAAUAGCCAAAUGGUAAUUUAUAGAGAAUCCUUUGGAGCUGUAUAUGAGCAGUUUUUCUGUUGGUCUAUGUAUGCUUCCCCCAAUUGUCCCCUUAUGUUUAAAUGCUAUAUUUCAGUUCUGACCUUGUUACAACUAGUGAAUGGGAAGACAAGUUUUACAGUAACUCAACUCUUCUAUUUUUGUUAUAUAUACAUCCUUUGUUUUUGCAUCAGUCGUUACAUCUUUUGUUUUGUUAUUGGCUUACGAUUUUGUGAUCUAAAUCUGAUUGUUUGUUUGAUCUGUCAUUGCCCAUGUGUUUAUUUCAUUUGGAUUUGUUUAUACUAAUGUUAGUGGUUAGCACAAAAGUCUAUUAAACAUUUGAAUGUCAGAUCUA